AUGACUCUCGGCAAGAGACUUGAUCUCUUGGCCCGGUGUUGUGUUAUGACGAAUCACUCCCCUCCCUACGGAAACAAACAGUGUUUAGUCCCGAGGGCCCUCAGCCUAUUUUCGACCCAGAAGGAGUUCUUCAGGCGGGGGGCGGCCGAAGACAUUCUCCCUCUUCAGAAACGUUCGCGGUUAUGUUUCCCCGGGGAGUCCCUCAAGCCCCAGAACAAGGAGAGCCUGGCCGCGUCCAGCUCGGAAGGCAGCCCGCAACCCACAGCGACGGGGUCCCCAACCUAG
This is a messenger RNA of Rangifer tarandus platyrhynchus (Svalbard reindeer), 285 nucleotides long. Lineage: Eukaryota; Metazoa; Chordata; Mammalia; Artiodactyla; Cervidae. The record is from the annotation of a GenBank genome assembly.